AUGGCAGCAGGCUUCCAUGGCGUGCUUCUUCUUGGUUUUCCGAUUGCCAUCGGUGCUGACUGUGUGGCAGGUGAAAAGAGAGGAAGCUGCUUGACCGUUCUCCGAGAUGCAGCGACGGAUGGGAGGCUUUUCGGCAAACCUGGAAAAGACAACUUCUGCAGCUUUGCCUCUGUGUGUUUCGGGAUGGCGUGCCCAAUAAAACCUGGCGCGCCGGAGUUCCCACUGCUGCCUUGGCCUUCGGAGGAGUUGCUCUUCGGCGUGGAGAGCCCUUCCUCGAGCUGCUCCAAGCUUCUGAACCCGAGCUGUGCAGCCGAAUAUCAGAGGGCGGAAUUGGACUGUGCCCGAGAUCCUCAUAGCAGGAGCAUUUGGGAGGGUGAGACGCAAGGUCUAUGUCCAAGAUGCCAGAAGCUGGUGCGGGCAUACCAGCAGCUGAGCAAACUCUGCCAAACCGGCCGGGACUUCUCCCUGGAUGCCCUGAAGCUACAUUUCUUGGAGAGGUCGGCGAGCGACGAUGUUUGGCGAUCCGACUUGACAGCAGAGCUUUGA
Molecule: messenger RNA, 546 nt
Organism: Symbiodinium necroappetens
Lineage: Eukaryota; Dinophyceae; Suessiales; Symbiodiniaceae
Source: the annotation of a GenBank genome assembly